Ilex paraguariensis (yerba mate) is the source of this 950-nucleotide messenger RNA. Lineage: Eukaryota; Viridiplantae; Streptophyta; Magnoliopsida; Aquifoliales; Aquifoliaceae. The record is from the annotation of a GenBank genome assembly.
CUCAAAUAUAGAGGAACUUCAUAGAAGCUCAUAUACAGGACACAAGCCCAUGUUGAUGCCAAAUAGAAGUUUGCUCAAGGUCAUUGUUCUUGGAGAUAGUGGGUAUGAUUGAAACACCCUCAUAUCUUUUACUUCUCUUUCUUGUUUUGUUCUUUCUUUUCAUGGCUUUAAGUUUCCUGAAAAUUGCCCUCCUUUUUUGAUCAUUUUUAGGGGUGGGAAAGACAUCUUUGAUGAAUCAAUAUGUGUACAAGAAAUUCAGUCAGCAGUACAAAGCAACCAUUGGAGCUGACUUUGUGACAAAAGAACUGCAAAUUGAUGACAAAUUGGUCACUUUGCAAAUUUGGGACACAGCAGGGCAGGAAAGAUUUCAUAGCCUGGGUAUAGCAUUCUACAGAGGGGCAGAUUGCUGCAUUCUUGUAUAUGAUGUUAAUGUGCCCAAAUCAUUUGAAACACUUCAAAAUUGGCAUGAAGAGUUUCUCAAACAGGCAGAUCCAACUGAUCCUGACACAUUUCCAUUCGUAUUGAUUGGAAACAAGUUGGAUGUAGAUGGUGGAAGCAGCAGAGUGGUUUCUGAGAAGACAGCAAGGGACUGGUGUGCUUUAAAGGGAAAUAUACCUUACUUUGAGACAUCAGCAAAAGAGGAUUACAAUGUUGAUGCUGCUUUUUUGUGUAUAGCAGAAACUGCCCUUGCCAAUGAACAUGAGCAGGACAUCUAUCUCCAUAGAAUCUCAGAAUCUAUUUCUGAAACUGAGCAAAGUGGAGGAUGUGCAUGUUGAGUUCAGCCACUACAAAGUUACAGUAAUUCUGUUUAUAUGGUUCUUUCUUUUUGCUAGCAUUUGUUAUAGUUAGAGAAGGAGAGACAGAGAGAGUACGCACAUGUAUGCAAGUCACUCAUUUUCUAGAGACCUAUUUAUUUUGUGAUUCUAAAUAAAUUUGAAUGUACAUUCUUG